Messenger RNA from Clunio marinus, 258 nucleotides. The record is from the annotation of a GenBank genome assembly. Lineage: Eukaryota; Metazoa; Arthropoda; Insecta; Diptera; Chironomidae.
AUGUCUUCGAGAAGUCAUGCAAGGCAUCCACACAUUCAUAAAUUGGCAGCAUUAAUUACAUUCGGAGAAUGUGUUUUCAAUUUAAGCUAUAAAUUAUAUUACAACUAUUUGAAGCGUAAAAUUGAUGUGAAAAUGAUUUCUUUCUCCUCCCUCUUCGUUGAAGAUGAUCUCACUGGGAUGAGAAAUGUUAAGGUGGAAAAUGAAAAUCCAAAUUUAAUGUCACAACGCUUAAAUUAUUGUCAAGCUAGUGUUACAUAA